Messenger RNA from Phlebotomus argentipes, 3524 nucleotides. RefSeq names its product carbohydrate-responsive element-binding protein (gene Mondo). The record is from RefSeq and is a predicted model, not a curated record. The transcript is spliced from 10 exons. Bases 328 to 3102 code for a protein of 924 amino acids. Gene Ontology annotation, molecular function: protein dimerization activity; RNA polymerase II cis-regulatory region sequence-specific DNA binding; DNA-binding transcription factor activity, RNA polymerase II-specific. Gene Ontology annotation, cellular component: nucleus. NCBI's taxonomy places the organism in Eukaryota, Metazoa, Arthropoda, Insecta, Diptera, Psychodidae. Gene Ontology annotation, biological process: regulation of transcription by RNA polymerase II.
AUCAGUUGGCGCUGCUUUUGUUUUGUGAUUGUGUCGAAAGGCAGGGAAAAUUCUCAUAGAGAUUUCUCAGGAAUUUCCCACUAAAACCCUAGCGAAACGGUGGUGAAUCGCGAGUUUAAUUGCGCCAGAGGAUGCCAAGAGUGCUGUGAGAGUGUGCGCCGGGCAUUUCGCUGUGAGAAGUGCGUGUCCGCGAGUGGAAAGGUUGAACUUUGUGACGGAGUUGACAGGUCCGGAGAUUGCUGAGAUCCGGGGAUGGGGCAUUUCUCGCGAAACUCCGCGAUUGUAGGUGCUUGAUAGCGGAGAUACUGUUGUGAAUCGCGGUGUACUAUGAUCGGCAUGAGCAUGUCGUUCAAAUUUGGCAGUGACGACGGGAAGAAGGACCGCGAAGCGAUCCACUCUGGGCAGUUUAUGGUGUCGCACUUCGAGGCGGAGGCGCAGGAGGACUGGGACGACGAGGAGAUGCCCGAUCCGGACAAGCCCAGCGAGACGAUCAGCGUCAACACAUGCACAGACGUCCAGCGAUACGUCCCACGCACAGUCGUCAAGAGCCGCAAUCAGGAGCUGUCCAUCGAGACGUCCCUCACGAAGCUGUUCAAGUGCAUGAAGCUCGCCUACAGACAAAAACUAACAUCCCCGAAAUGGAAUCGCUUCAAGGGCAUUCGCUUGCGCUGGAAGGAUAAGAUUCGUCUCAACAACUUGAUAUGGAGAUGCUGGCACAUGCAAUUUAUCAUGAGAAAAAAGACUUUAUGUCAAUUUGCUUCACCACUAGACUGCGAUAUUCACAAUAAACCAGAAGCAGUUGUUCUAGAGGGGAAAUAUUGGAAGCGUGACUUGCUAGUUAUAAGUGCAGAGUACAAGAAAUGGCGGAGAUUCCAUCAUCAUCGCACUCUGGAGCAUUCAAAUGCUCUUGACACACUAAGUGAGCGAGAUUUCGAUUGGUCAUCAAAUGACGACAGGAGCUUAAAUAAUAUAGACGAAUGUCAGUGGACCAGUGAUCUUCUAUUUUCGACCAUUUCUCAGCCAUUUCAGUUUCCUGAUUCUCGCGAAAUAGCUAGAGGGGCUGGAAUAGCGGACUUCAUACAGCCGAGUCUUGGGCCGCUGCAGCCCAAUCUUGAGGAUUUUAUGGAUACGUGCGAGCCGAUUCCGGAGCUGUUUGGCACGUCGCGUCUGCCGCCGGUGCAGGAGGAGGCGCCGGAUGAUCUGUUCAAGUCCAUCAAUCUGUACAUAAUGGGGUCAGAGCCGAUGGAGUCUGUCAACAUGAGUGAAAUAUCGACGGGCGGCAGUCAAGGGCAGAACAGUGGUGUGCCAUCGAUAGAGAGCGGCGCGUUGCUGGACGGUGGAAUUGAGGCGAAGUUGAAUGAUGUGUUCCAGCAGAACAGUCUUCACUACACGGCAAAGAUGUUGUCGCAUGACUUGAGCAACAUGCAGACGCCGCAGACAUUCGAUGGUGGCAUGCAGGCGUACCAGAAGCCGCCGCUGGCCGCGCACGGAUCGCUGGAUCAGACGGCGGGACAGUUCACGCAGCCGCUGGACAAACCCUCGCAUGGGAGUUACAGCAAAGGACCGCGCUUCUCGAGGACUUCGCUGAAGUUGGCCAAGCGAGAGCCGCACAACUAUGACAAGGCUCUGCCGACGCCUCAUCAGACGAACAUCUACAACCAGAUCCUGAUCCAGCAGCAGGAGCAGCAGCAGCAGCAGCAAUCCAUGCAGACGAUGAUGCAGAUGCCACAGACGCAGACAUAUCCGGCGCAGCAGAGCGUGAUGCAAGUGCCGCAGCAGAUGCCGAUGCAGCAGAGCCCGCAGACGCUGUACAAUCUGCUGUCGCAGCAGAGCUGCAAUGCGUACGAUCAGCGAUCCACGUCGCCCACGAAGGUGGCCUUCAGUCAGUACAAAUCCAUGUCCGUGGGAUAUCCGAGCGCCCAGAUGGUCACGACGGCUGUGCCCAUGAUGAGCGUCCAAUCCCCGCCCAGCAAUAUGAUUGCCAUCUCAGAGCCAGCGCCAAUCUCAAAGGAAAUGUACAGGUCCAACAGUUUGCCCCUGAACGCGAGUCUCCUGUUCAACAGCGGCGGCCAGAAGGAGGCCAACAGUCAGUUCGCCCUGCCCAAGUAUCAGCCGAAGGCGAAGGCGCGCAGCCGGAGCAAUUCGAUCGUGAUGAAGGCUCAGCCGCAGCAGCAAGUCAUCUCGUCCAGUCUGCAAGCGGCCACCAGCGAGCCGGCGCUCCUACAGCUGCUGCAGCAGCAGGCGGCGCCCAGCACGAGUCUGGGCAAGCUGGGCGGAUCGCAGACCAAUCUGACCAGCAGCUCGAGCACCGUUGCGCCCACGCCGAAGCGCCUCGACUCGAGUCCCGGCAAGAUCAUGGGCAACGAGUCGCCGUCGAGCGUCAUGGGCUUGUCGCCGGACGUCGUGGAGGAGAUAGGAGGUCCACUAUCGCCGUCCAAGGACACCAAAUAUCCACAGCGACGCGCCGGACACAUUCAUGCGGAGCAGAAGAGGCGCUACAACAUCAAGAACGGCUUCGAUGUGCUGCAAUCGCUGAUUCCGCAGCUGCAGCAGAAUCCAACGGCCAAGCUGAGCAAGGCGGCGAUCCUGCAAAAGGGCGCCGACUACAUUCGACAGCUGAGGGCGGAGCGCGCGGCCAUUCACGAGAAGACGGAAGCGAUGCGACUCGAGAGGGACAAGCUGAACAGUUCGCUCAAUCACCUGCACUCCAUCCUGCCCGCUAAUGGGGCUCCUGUGUCGCGUCAGCGCACCGGAAGAGUCCUUGAGCUGUACAAUCAGUACGUGCGCUACAGAUCGAUGGAAAACUGGAAAUUCUGGAUUUUCGGUUUGAUCUUCGAACCACUUCUCAACUCCUUCAACUCCACUGUCUCCAUUGCGAGUCUCGACGAAUUGUGCCGGACAGCGAUGCUCUGGGUAGACCAAAAUUGCUCACUUGUGGAGCUGCGACCAGCUGUGACGAAUAAGCUGCGCUACUUGUCCACCAACACGGACAUCCUGUCGGCGGAGAAUCCUUCGACGCUGCGCGAGGAGGUGCUGAAGGCGAUUUCGUCGCAACAGGCGCAACUCCAGGCCAGAUCGUCCGCCGCCAUGAACAGCAACUGACGCUGAAGGAGAGAUGUUCACAGACUGCGAACAGAAGUGCCUCCUGUGGCCAAGGAAGUUCGCCGUCGCGCAGCGUGUGAAGCAGGGCAAUGUUUUGUUUUUAUUCCUACGUUGUUAAUGUUUUUUUUUUUAAUAUUUUACCACUAUUUACCGUACCUUCGUAGCUCUUUUGUGUAAAUAAGUAAGAGUGUUGCAACACAAUUAAGAGGUGUUUUUUCCACACAUUUUACGUUUUUCUUUCGAUCGAGGAGAGUUUCUUUUAUUUCUGGUACAAAAUAAAUUUUUUUUUCUUUAGGUUUUUGUUGCGCAAAGCGAAGAAGUGUAAAAUUGAGAAGAAAGAAAAAUGCCUUAUUUUGCUGUAAUUGGAAAGGCGAUGUUUUUUUCUCUCUCUCCUUUUCUCGAUGGACAGAGAGGAAAAAGGG